GGGCAACGGCACUGCAGAAGCACGACACGCCCAGCAUCAACAACCCCGUCUCCCGUGCCCAUUCAUUGCUGGUCCCAUCUCCAAUUGUCCUUGCUGUUCCAUCUUCGGCCGCCCGCGCAAACUUCAAUUGCUUUCUUCACAGUGCACACCCGCGUGCAACAACACGCGACGACCGACUGAACGAAAGCUAGCAUCAUCGCGACGACAGACGACAGACAACGACAAAUCAACAAGAUGGCGCCACGACCGCCAGGAGCGCGGCGCAGUCUGUUCCCCGAGCCAGAGCACGUCUACGAGUUGGGAGUUGCUGGCCGGUAUGCGCUCACGAAUAUCUCUCCAUCUCCACGCAAUACUAACAAACUGUCCAGCAAAACCGGUGUCACUCUAAAAGACUCGGGCAUCCGCGACGAACAUGGCAUGCAACCUCUCGAAGACCUCUUCUCCUCUCCCCACAAGCCGACCGAGGACCGCGAUGAAGACGAAGGCGAGGACGACGAAGACGGUGGCGCCUCGGAGGAUGGUAGGGCAGACAGCGAGGAUAUGGACAUCACCACAACCUCUGGAAUUGCCCCUGCGGCUCUCCUCAACGGCAACGCCAGCCGACUUCCCCUCCCCGUCAACCGCACCAACCGAUCACCUGUCAAGGUCGUCGUCAACUCGCCCGCGCGGAAUCGUCUAAUGGCGCGCAGCUCAUCGCCCACUCGUGGAUCGCUUGGUGCCAACAAAGAAAACUACGAUCGCGGUUCCUCUUCCCAGCCUGCAGAAGAUAUCAACACUGCUAGGCGGAGACUGAACUUUGAGGCUCUCAAGGCGGGUGGACGCUCCCUAUCUCAACCGACUACGACGAACGGUAUCAACGGGUUGAAUGGGUAUUACGAUGAAGCGGAGGAAGAGGAACAAGAGAACGCUGCGGUGCCGGAUGAGACUGAUGCGUUCAUUGAGGAGUCUAUGGCCAUGUUGGAGGAUGACGGGGAGGUUGAGGAGGAGGAGCCCGUCGAACAGGAAGAGGAGGGACCAGAGGAAAGUCCUCAAGUUGCGUCUGCGCCGGCGGCCAAGAAGAAGCCUGGAAGGAAACCCAAAGCCAAGGAACCCUCCCCAGCACCCGCGCCGGCAAAGCGUGGACGGAAACCUGCUGCGCCCGUGGUAGAAGAGGAGGAGCAGGAAGAAGAGGAAGAAGCAGAGGCAGAACCAGAAGAAGUCGCGCCCAAGGUUGCUGGCAAGCGAGGAAGGGGAGCCGAGGGCAAGACCGCAGCCGUGGAAGAACCAGCUCCCGCAGCCAAACCAGGCAGGAAACGGCGCACCGUGGAAGAACCCGCUACCGAUGCCCAAGAUUCCUCCGCCAGUCGCCAAUCCAAGCGCCAACGUACCGAGACCGCGCCAGCACCCGCCAAGGGCAGAGGAAGGCCGAGGAAGUCACUCACCCCAGCGCCAGAGGAAGUCGAGGAACCAGAACCAGAACCAGUCCAAGCCGGUCCCUCGCGAUCCAAGGCAGCCAAAGGAAAGGGUAGAGCCCCAACCCCCGCCGCCGAACCCGUCAACGAGAAGGCCACCAAGGGCACCAAGGCCACUAAACAGAAAGGCGGUCGCAAGCGCCAACCCUCUCCCGCACCCGCCGCCGAUGCCGAUACCUCCAUUGCCAUCCCCCGCGGUCCUCCCCUUCCCAAGUCGCGCGGCCUCGUCAUCAACCGGCGCGAAGUCCCCGGCGACAGCAGCGCCAUCAUCCGCACGCGCUCCGGUCGGCACUCCUUCAAGCCCCUGGCCUACUGGCGCAACGAGCACGUCGACUACGAAUACGAGGAAGACGAAUUCGUCGCCGAUCACGCCCCCAAGUCCUUCAAGGGAUCCAGUGCCGGGGAGGUGCGCAAGAGGAAAUUCGUCCUGCCCACCAUCAAAGAAGUCGUGCGCGUCCAAGAAGAAGUCGUUGAUUUCUCCCGCAGCCGUGGCCGGGGCACCAAGCGCGGCGGCAAUGCUGCUGCUGGUGGCGGUUCCCGCCGGGCCCAAAAAGACGAAGACCCCUCCCCGCCCGAACCCUGGGAACUCAACCCCGGUAUUCUGGGCGGCGACGUGGUCACUUGGUACCCACAGCACGAAUUCCACCCGCCCGCGCUGGACGACGAGGUCGAAGUGCAGGAGAAGCAGCUGGCUAUUUCGGGCCGAGCCAUUCGCACGCAAAAGGUCAAGGACGCGGCGUUUAGGUAUGCCAAGACGGUCAACGAAGGCUUCUUUGGCGCGGGGGUGGUGGAUCUGCCGCCGGGCGCGGUCAAGAGGCCCAAGAACUCACGCAAAAUGUUCAUGACGUUUUUUGUGUAUACGGGGAGGGUGUUGGUGACGGUUAAUGAGACGGUGUUUAGGAUUGGGAGGGGGGGGAUGUGGUUCGUGCCCAGGGGUAUGUUCCAUCACUCCAUACACUACUUUGACAUGUUGAUGGUGUUGUAAACGGAACUGACACUGGGCUAACGAACGAAACAGGCAACUACUACUCCAUUGAAAACGACUACGACCAACCUGCUCGCGUCUUCUUCUCGCAGGGGUGCGAGGUGCAGGUUAGGCCAUCUGAGGAGGGCGAGGAAGGGACUGGUGCGGAGAACUCCAUGAUGGAUACC
This is a messenger RNA of Neurospora tetraspora, 2603 nucleotides long. Its product is annotated as kinetochore CENP-C fungal-like protein. Lineage: Eukaryota; Fungi; Ascomycota; Sordariomycetes; Sordariales; Sordariaceae. The record is from RefSeq and is a predicted model, not a curated record. Gene Ontology annotation, biological process: kinetochore assembly; attachment of mitotic spindle microtubules to kinetochore; spindle attachment to meiosis I kinetochore. Gene Ontology annotation, cellular component: kinetochore. Gene Ontology annotation, molecular function: centromeric DNA binding. The coding region runs from base 235 to 2436 and encodes 733 amino acids. The transcript has 2 exons.